GGCCUUGGAGGGGUCCAGUCCUCUGCCGCUCUUGCUCCGGGACCCCAGAGACAGCAGCGCUCCCAGGGCUCUCAUCCACCGCGCCCUUGCUCUCCUCUCGGAACCAGUCCUUGCAGCCGCAGCAGCCCAGUCCACUUUCUUCCUCCGAAGCCAUGUCCACCAGGUCCGUGUCCUCGUCCUCCUACCGCAGGAUGUUCGGUGGCUCAGGCACAUCGAGCCGGCCGAGCUCCAACCGGAGCUAUGUAACUACUUCCACCCGCACCUACAGCCUGGGCAGCGCACUGCGCCCCAGUACUAGCCGCAGCCUCUAUUCCACGUCCCCCGGUGGCGCCUAUGUGACCCGGUCCUCCGCCGUGCGCCUGCGGAGCAGCGUGCCGGGCGUGAGGCUGCUGCAGGACUCGGUGGACUUCUCGCUGGCCGACGCCAUCAACACCGAGUUCAAGAACACCCGCACCAACGAGAAGGUGGAACUGCAGGAGCUGAAUGACCGCUUCGCCAACUACAUAGACAAGGUGCGCUUCCUCGAGCAGCAGAACAAAAUCCUACUGGCAGAGCUCGAGCAGCUUAAGGGCCAGGGCAAGUCGCGUCUGGGAGACCUGUAUGAGGAGGAGAUGCGGGAGUUGCGGCGGCAGGUGGAUCAGCUCACCAACGACAAGGCCCGUGUCGAGGUGGAGCGGGACAACCUGGCCGAAGACAUCAUGCGGCUGCGAGAGAAAUUGCAGGAGGAGAUGCUCCAGAGAGAGGAAGCGGAGAGCACCCUGCAGUCCUUCAGGCAGGAUGUUGACAAUGCAUCUCUGGCUCGCCUUGACCUUGAACGUAAAGUGGAAUCCUUGCAGGAAGAGAUUGCCUUUUUGAAGAAGCUGCAUGAUGAAGAGAUCCAGGAGCUGCAGGCUCAGAUUCAGGAACAGCAUGUUCAGAUCGAUGUGGAUGUUUCCAAGCCCGACCUCACCGCUGCCCUGCGUGACGUCCGCCAGCAGUAUGAAAGCGUGGCUGCCAAGAACCUCCAGGAGGCAGAGGAAUGGUACAAGUCCAAGUUUGCUGACCUCUCCGAGGCUGCCAACCGGAACAAUGAUGCUCUGCGCCAGGCAAAGCAGGAAUCAAACGAAUACCGAAGACAGGUGCAGUCACUCACCUGCGAAGUGGAUGCGCUUAAAGGAACCAACGAGUCCCUGGAACGCCAGAUGCGUGAGAUGGAAGAGAAUUUUGCCCUUGAAGCUGCUAACUACCAGGACACUAUUGGCCGCCUGCAGGAUGAGAUUCAGAACAUGAAGGAAGAGAUGGCUCGUCACCUUCGCGAGUACCAAGACCUGCUCAAUGUAAAGAUGGCUCUUGACAUUGAGAUCGCCACCUACCGGAAGCUGCUGGAAGGCGAGGAGAGCAGGAUUUCUCUGCCCCUUCCAAACUUUUCUUCCCUGAACCUGAGAGAAACUAAUCUGGAGUCACUCCCUCUGGUUGACACCCACUCAAAAAGAACACUUCUGAUUAAGACUGUUGAAACCAGAGAUGGACAGGUGAUCAAUGAGACUUCUCAGCAUCACGAUGACCUUGAAUAGAAAUUGCACACACUCGGUGCAACAACGCAGUACCAGCAAGGAGAAGAAGAAGAAGAAGAAGAAGAAGAAGAAGAAGAAGAAGAAGAAGAAGAAGAAGAAGAAGAAGAAGAAAAUCCGUACCUUAGGGAAACAGCUUUCAAGUGCCUUUACUGCAGUUUUUCAGGAGCGCAAGAUAGAUUUGGGAUAGCAAUAAGCUCUAGUUCAUACCAACUGACACCCCUAAAAGACUAGGAAAGGUUUACAACAUAAUCUAGUUUAUUAAGAAAUCUUGUGCUAGAAUACUUUUUAAAGUAUUUUUGAAUACCAUUAAAACUGCUUUUUUCCCCCAGUAAAUAUCUGACCAACUUGUUACUGCUUCAAUAAAUCUUCAGAAAUA
Molecule: messenger RNA, 1929 nt
Organism: Acomys russatus (golden spiny mouse)
Lineage: Eukaryota; Metazoa; Chordata; Mammalia; Rodentia; Muridae
Gene: Vim
Product: vimentin
Exons: 9
Coding region: 153-1553 (466 amino acids)
Biological process (GO): intermediate filament organization
Cellular component (GO): axon; cytoplasm; plasma membrane
Molecular function (GO): structural constituent of cytoskeleton
Source: RefSeq, a predicted model, not a curated record